AUGGCGUUGAGUUGCGGUAGGGUAGGAUUGCUUCUGGUUAUGAUGACUUAUGUGGUCACAUGUGAUCGUGAUCUCCGUUUGGCAAGAAUGGUGAAAAUCGACGUUUCCAAAGUGAAUCAGAAACAAAAUAACGACACAACAACUGUAAGCCCAGGGAAUCAAACCGAGGAGGUUACAACGACGGGAACAUCUCAGUCUACAUUAGCUGUGAGCCCAAAGGAGGAAAACGUAACUACACCUUCGCCGACGACAACUACGAUGAUGACCACAACAACUGGAAGCCAGCUUACGACUACCACCGAAAUAUCAUCGUUUGAACCGCCAAAAGAAGGGCGUCUCAUCAAAAAAGUUCCAUCGGGGUAUUACUGUAAAUGUGACCUGAAGAUAAAUAUCUGCGAUGUGAACUGCUGCUGUGAUAUCGAUUGCAGCGAUAAAAUUCUAAGAACAUUUGCUUGCAAUGAGGAACAGUUAGAUAUAGAUGAGUACCUUCACCAGGAUGGCUUACAAUCAUGUGAGGUCCAAGGAGGAUUGUUUUGUUUGGUUGGUGAAAGAACCAACGCCAAGGAUGGAGCAACGUUCUACGACCCAAAUCUCAAAGACAUCGCAUUCAAACGAAGAUGGAACGACAUAUUUCCUGUCGAUACCUACCCAAAAGAUAGAACGACCUCAUUCUAUCGUGUGAACGACAUUAUCAAAUUGUACAACGAAACCAGUGAGAAGGUUGAAACCGUUAAUCUUCCCCGGUCCCUCACCAACUCCGAAUGCCAGAUUAUGCAACCAAUUCGCUUCCUCCAGGACCAAAUCAACGAGUGCCAGCGUGCCUCCUUGGACGAGCUGGAAACCUUCAUUACCGCAUUUAUUGAACAGCAAUCAAACUCGCGUUAUCUUAGACUGCCCAAAACGGAUAUCAUGGAGCACUGUUUGGAAGAUGAUUGCUUCAAUAGCACAAUACAAUUCUGCAACCUUACCGGACUUGACUGUCGGAAAACUAACAAAUCUGAAGGCGUGGAUGACGAUUCCGACGAGGAAACUUGGUACUGCCCAGAAAUCAGGUUGGAAUUUCAUCACAAUUACACCCAUCUGGAGGGGUUGAUCAUUAAAUUUCUCUGUGGCCAGUUGCAAUUCAUUGAAAUGGGGGGAGAUAAGAUUUGGACAAAAUUAGAUGUUAAAUUUGCUCGACCAAACGAGGACAAAUACUCACGACGCCUCAGCGGUAAUUUGGGUUAUCUCAAAGGAAAACCGUUGAUCGUGUCAAACCUGCAAAUUCCAGAGAACGACACAGUCGAAACCAAACGAAGCGCAAAGUACAUGUUGAGUUACUUCACCAACGGGACGAGACUUCCAGAUGAAUCGUUUCGCAUGAGCCUACCUAAGAGUAAACAAAACAAAUGCGUGAUGGAUGAUCGAAGUUUGAUUCUCUUUGGGGAGAACUCAUGGAACAGGUGUAACUUUCAUCCACAACUAAAUGUGACAAUCGAGUCCAACUUUACGGAAGUCUGCAACGUACUGCAAACGGAAAUCAAUGACAUCAUUCUUCCCGGCAUUCGUCCACAAUUACAAGAAGGUAACUUCGAGUUGGUCAACUGGUUCGCAUCAAUAUACGGCAAUCCGGUCAACCGAAGCUCGGAUUGGAUCCAAUUUCGAACGGUGAACGUCAUCAACGAGAAUGUGAGUGGUGUUUUGUCUUCGGACAAGACGGAUUUCAACUGCAACAACAUGCUGAUCAACGUACGGUACCAGUUCUUCCACGCGCAUACGACGGUACGAAAUGUACCGCGGCAGCAUGUGUUACGGGAAGCGGAAAUAGUGUUCGGACCAAGGGUGAAUUUGCAGUUUGCUUUAGACGAGGAUAUUCGGGUGCCAGUUUUUGUGCAGGUGCAGUUCUUCGACUUGACAUCCAGUGCAGUAAGCUUCAGAUCAAGGUUGGCUUCAUUCAGUUGGAAAAUAUUGUUAGUCGGAUCAAUUCUAGUCGUUAAGUGUAAAAGUCGUUAGGAUAAGCAAAACAUGGAAAUAAAAUAUGUAAUGAGAUGUCACUGACCUUCGAAAUAAGAUGGUAAAUCUAUAUGAGCUAG
Messenger RNA from Armigeres subalbatus, 2072 nucleotides. Its product is annotated as tectonic. NCBI's taxonomy places the organism in Eukaryota, Metazoa, Arthropoda, Insecta, Diptera, Culicidae. The record is from RefSeq and is a predicted model, not a curated record. Gene Ontology annotation, cellular component: ciliary transition zone. The transcript has 4 exons. Gene Ontology annotation, biological process: cilium assembly. The coding region runs from base 1 to 1992 and encodes 663 amino acids.